Messenger RNA from Drosophila gunungcola (fruit fly), 8834 nucleotides. RefSeq names its product cell adhesion molecule Dscam2 (gene Dscam2). Gene Ontology annotation, cellular component: axon; plasma membrane. The record is from RefSeq and is a predicted model, not a curated record. Gene Ontology annotation, biological process: axon guidance; cell-cell adhesion. Bases 591 to 6662 code for a protein of 2023 amino acids. NCBI's taxonomy places the organism in Eukaryota, Metazoa, Arthropoda, Insecta, Diptera, Drosophilidae. Gene Ontology annotation, molecular function: protein binding. The transcript is spliced from 21 exons.
UCGAAGGAUACGCACGGCUCUGGCGGACGACGAAAGUUGGAUUGAAAAUGCAUCGGGACUGAGUGCGAUUGUGAGUGAGCGCGCGUGUGGUGAAUUUCCGCCGAAGAGAGUCCGGAAGAGAGCUGCAAGUGUCCCUAUCGGUUCAAAUUUUAAAAUUCUAGUAAGAGCGCCCAACUUGGCCGAGAAUUCGUGUGGCGGCGCAGUACAAGUCGAGUCCUUGCUGGCAGUCGGUUGUGUCCUGGCCAGGAGAGCUUUUUUCGCUUAGGAGUGUAGUGUGCCGGCUCCGGGCCAUGCAGUCCCUCAAAACAUAACAAAACACAACAACAAAACACCACAUCAUCAAAUCACCCAAUCACCGAAGUGAAAACAAAAUCAAAAAGAUUAUACAAAUGUGCCAAAGAAUGAGAGGAGAAGAGCCUAGAGUGUCUGAAAUGUAAAACCGCUCAAAAGUGAAAGCCAAAAUCAAAAUUGUACAAGUCACUGCCCACGGAAAUUCCUGAAAAAAAAGCUCAGCUCAAAACCCAGCAAACAAAAAAAUAAAAUCCAACAAAUUCAAAUUCAAAUCAGAAUCAAAACAGAAGCCGGAAAACAUGUGGAUUAGUAGCCGCUUUUUUGUGAUUUUCCUGCUGCUCCAUCUCGAUACCACCUGCAGUGAACCGUUUGAAGCCCACCUGCGCGGACCCGGAUUUGUGAUGGAGCCGCCGGGGCGGGUGGAGUUCUCGAACUCCUCGGGCGGCUGGCUGGACUGCUCGGCGUCCGGAAGUCCGCAGCCGACGGUCGAUUGGGUGCACGCGGACGGAUCGGCGGUGACCGAGAUCCACGGCGUACGGCGGGUGCUGCGGAACGGAACGCUCGUCCUGAUGCCAUUCGCGGCAGCCGCCUACCACCAGGAUGUGCACAACACGAUCUACCGCUGCAUCGCCAGCAAUUCGGUGGGUCGCAUUGUUUCGCGGGACGUGCAAGUGAGGGCAGUCGUCGCCCAGGCCUACAAAGUGGAUGUGGAGGUGCUAUCUGCGUCCCGGGGCUGCACCGCCAUCCUGCGCUGCGUGGUGCCCACGUUCGUCAAGGAAUUGGUACGAGUGGUCUCGUGGGUUCAUGAACCCGCUAUCUACAUCUAUCCCUCGUUGCAAGGCGAUGGCAAAUUUCAUUUGCUGCCCACCGGUGAGCUGCUCAUCCACAAUCUGCAGGAGAGCGACGAGUCGCAGUCCUUCCGCUGCCGCAGCAUGCACCGACUCACCCGUCAGGUGGUCGUCAGUUCGCCCACCCGACUGCGUAUUAAUUCGCAUCGCGGCAUCAUUUCGCCGAGCGUUGUGGAGCACACGGCUCAUGUGCAGGUGUCGCAGGACGAGGGCGCAGUGCUGCUGUGCGUCGCCCAGGGAUGUCCUUCGCCCGAAUACAGCUGGUACACCCACAAUGGAGCAGGACCACUGCCCGUGCUGAGUGGUCCCCGUGUCCGGCUGCUGGGCCCCAUCCUGGCCAUCGAGGCCGUGACCGGCGAGGAUUCCGGAGUCUACAAGUGCACGGCCGGCAAUGUGGGCGGCGAGGCUAGUGCCGAGCUCCGUCUGACAGUGGCCACUCCCAUCCAAGUGGAAAUCUCGCCGAAUGUCCUCAGCGUUCACAUGGGCGGCACCGCGGAGUUCCGCUGCCUGGUCACCAGCAACGGCAGCCCGGUGGGCAUGCAAAACAUCCUGUGGUACAAGGACGGGCGCCAGUUACCCUCCUCGGGACGAGUGGAGGACACGCUGGUGGUGCCGCGAGUGAGUCGGGAAAACCGAGGCAUGUACCAGUGCGUGGUGCGACGGCCCGAGGGCGAUACGUUCCAGGCCACCGCCGAGCUCCAGCUGGGAGAUGCGCCGCCCGUUUUGCUGUACAGCUUCAUCGAGCAGACCCUGCAGCCAGGACCAGCUGUGAGCCUCAAGUGCUCCGCUGCCGGCAAUCCUACGCCGCAGAUUUCAUGGACACUGGACGGAUUUCCGCUGCCAUCAAACGGAAGAUUUAUGAUCGGACAAUACAUCACCGUGCAUGGCGAUGUAAUUAGUCAUGUUAACAUAAGCCACGUCAUGGUCGAGGAUGGCGGCGAAUAUGCCUGCAACGCCGAAAAUCGCGCGGGACGAGUGCAGCAUGCGGCCCGCUUGAAUAUUUAUGGUCUUCCAUACAUUCGACUGAUUCCGAAGGUAACCGCCGUCUCCGGCGAGACAUUGAAUCUGAAGUGUCCGGUGGCCGGGUAUCCCAUCGAGGAGAUCCACUGGGAACGGGGCGGCCGGGAACUGCCGGAUGACAUACGGCAGCGUGUCCAGCCGGACGGCUCGCUGACCAUCAGCCCCGUGCAGAAGAACUCCGAUUCCGGCGUGUAUACGUGCUGGGCGCGGAACAAACAGGGUCACAGUGCCCGUCGGAGUGGCGAGGUGACGGUCAUAGUGCCGCCGAAGCUCAGUCCCUUCCAAACGAACAUCCUGCAGCUGAACAUGGGCGAUCGGGCCUCGCUCACCUGCUCGGUGGUGAAGGGCGAUCUGCCGUUGAGCAUCAACUGGCGCAAGGAUGGACGGCCCAUCGAUCCCACCCAACACAUGUCCGUGAAGCAGGUGGACCAGUACAACAGCAUCCUGGUCAUCGAGAACCUGGGCAGCGACCACACCGGCAACUACUCCUGUGUGGUGCGCAACUCCGCCGCCGAGGUGGAGAACUCACAGGCCCUGCUGGUCAAUGUGCCGCCACGCUGGAUUGUCGAGCCCGUGGACGCGAAUGUGGAGCGCAAUCGCCACAUCAUGCUGCAUUGCCAGGCUCAGGGAGUUCCCACACCGAGUAUAGUGUGGAAAAAGGCUACAGGCAGCAAAUCGGGCGAAUACGAGGAGGUUCGUGAGCGGCCCUUCACCAAACUGCUGGGCAAUGGGUCCCUGCUCCUGCAGCACGUUAAGGAGGACCGCGAGGGCUUCUAUCUGUGCCAGGCCAACAAUGGCAUCGGCACCGGCAUCGGAAAGGUCAUCCAGCUGAAAGUGAACUCCUCGCCGUACUUUUCCUCGACUUCCCGCUCGGUGAUGGUGAAAAAGGGCGACACGGCGCUGCUGCAGUGCGCCGUGAGUGGGGACAAGCCGAUUAACAUUGUUUGGAUGCGCUCGGGCAAGAACACGCUGAACCCAUCAACCAAUUACAAAAUCUCGGUGAAACAGGAGGCCACGCCGGACGGAGUAUCCGCCGAGUUGCAAAUCCGCACUGUGGACGCCACCGACAGUGGACCGUACUUCUGCCGGGCCAGCAAUCUGUAUGGAAACGAUCAGCAGCUGGUCCAACUGCAGGUCCAGGAGCCUCCACUGCCGCCCAGUGUCCUGGAGGCGGCCAUGAUCAGCAGUCGGUCGGUGAAUCUCAAGUGGCAGCCCAAGUCCCUGGGCACCGGCGAUGUGACCAAGUAUCUGGUGGAGUUUCGCGAGGCAGAUCGUUCUCUCCCGCCAGCCUUGUUCGUGGAGCAGUGGCAGCAGAUCGAGGUCAAGGAUCCCCCGCAUUUCAAUGCCCUGAUCGAGAAUCUCAAGCCGGCCACGCGCUACGCUUUCCGGGUGAUUGCCGAGGGCUCGGCCGGACGGAGUGCACCCAGCCAGGAGCUGAUCGUGCGCACGGAGCCUCAGCGACCCGCAGGACCUCCCCUGAGUUUGUCCGCCCGGCCAUUGUCCUCCACCGAGCUGCUCAUCAGUUGGGUGGCUCCGUUGCCCGAACUCCGACAUGGCGACAUCCAGGGCUACAAUGUGGGCUACAAGCUGUCCAGCUCGGGCAACACGGUCUACAACUUCACCUCCAUUUCCGGCGACGGGGAUGGUGGCAAUGGAGAGUUACUGCUCAGCGGACUGGCCAAAUUCGCCCGAUAUACUGUCGUAGUGCAGGCCUUCAAUCAGGUGGGACCAGGCCCGCUUUCGGAACCCACCGCCGCCCAGACUAUGGAAGAUGUUCCCAGUCGCCCGCCGGAGGAUGUGCGGUGUGCCGCCUUAUCCUCCCAAUCACUGCAGGUGUCCUGGCAACCGCCGCCAAUCUACCACACUAAUGGCCUGCUGCAGGGAUACAAGCUGAUAUUCGAGCCCAUUAUCGACGACAUCCAGCCGAGCAAGGACGAGGUGGAGUCCCGGAAGACCACAGCACUCACAAUGGUGCUGACGGGUCUGCGAAAGUAUACGAAUUAUAGCAUCCAGGUGUUGGCCCACACGCGAAUGGGCGAUGGAGCAGUGUCGAAGCCAUUGUUUUGCCACAGCGAAGAGGAUGUGCCCGAGGCUCCGGCGGAUAUCAAGGUGGUUUCCAGCUCAUCGCAGUCGUUGUAUAUCUCGUGGUUGGCACCCACUGAGCCCAACGGAGUGAUUACCAAGUACAGUCUGUACACGCGCGUGGUGAACGGGCGCGAGGAGCUGAACAAUGAGAAGCGCAGUCUUCCAUCGCAGCAGGCUUACUACGAAGCCAAGGGUCUGCAUCCCCAUAUGGAGUACCAGUUCUGGGUGACGGCCAGCACGCGAGUGGGCGAGGGCAAGAGUUCGCGGGUCUCCUCACAGAUCACCACGAACCGUGUGCCUGCGAGGAUCAUAUCCUUCGGAGGUCCUGUGGUCCGACCCUGGAGAUCCACCGUGACCCUGCCAUGCACCGCGGUGGGAAAACCCAAGAGGGAGUGGUUCAAGGGCGAUGUGGCUCUGCGCCAAGGUGGUCUGCACAACUCGCAAAUGCUGGACAGCGGGGACCUGAUCAUCUCCAGCCUGCAACUGGCGGAUGGGGGAAACUACAGCUGCCAGGUGGACAAUGGCAUUGGCACCGAUCGACUGACUCACACGCUCCUGGUCCAAGUGCCGCCCACAUCGCCCACACUAUAUGUGACCAGUGCCACCUCGAGCAGCAUUCUGAUGCACUGGAAGUGUGGAUUCACGGGCAAUGCCCCCAUCACCGGUUACACGCUCUUCUACCGGCGUACUAAUGGAAACACGGACGAAAUGCAGCUGUCGCGACAUGCCUCAAGCCAUGAACUCAAGGGCCUGGUCUGUGGCAGCACGUACCAGAUCCACAUGAGUGCCCAGAACAAGGUGGGCACCUCGCCCACCAGCACCACGUUACACGUGCGCACUCAGGGUCAGUCACCCGGCCAUCCCGCCUCCACCGCCCUGCUAGCCCCCAACUCGACCUCGCUCUUGGUGCGACUGCACUCCUGGCCGGACAACGGGUGUCCCCUGCUCUACUUCGUGCUGCAAUACCGGGCGGUGACCGAAGAUCCGGAUGCGGAAUGGGUGCUGGUUUCCAAUGCAUUGAAGCCCCAGCGACGCAUUAUGGUUAACAAUCUGCGACCCUCAACCCUCUACCAACUUCGCAUGGAGGCGCACAAUGUGGCCGGAAUCUCGCAGGCGGACUUCUCGUUCGUGACUUUGACUAAAGAUGGAGAUCCACCACCACCGGAAAUCAUGCAUCGUGGUCAUAGCGGUCACACCACCGUAAUCCUCGGGAACAUCAACCUACUAAUUCCAAGCGUUGCGGCAGUAUCGGGAUUGAUCUGCACCAUCAUCAUGGUCGUCGUCUGCUACAGACACAGUGAGUAUAGCAAUACAUUAUUGAUUAAAUGCAGUGAUCCAGUAAUUGAUUCAGUGCUCAAAAAUGCACAACCGCUCGCAGAGCAAGCCAACCACAUUCAAAAGGAGUCGCUGGAUAACCGCGCCAAUUCAGAAGCUGCUCAGCGGGAGCGCUACUAUGCCACUAUUCACAAGGUGUCCAUGCAGAAUAAUGAUAAGAUUCCAGAAACCUCCGAGGACAUCUCGCCGUACGCCACCUUCCAGCUGUCGGAGGCUGGGGGCAACAUGUCGCAGCCGCACCACGGCGGUCCGGCCAACACGCUGCUCCACUCGUUCAUGUACCACGAGCGGGCCCUGGCCGAGGGCUGCUCGUCGCCACCACCAGCCGCGGUACUGAACCCACCAACAACCACCACCACCCAUCACCACCACAACCACCAACGUCCACUAAAGACAAUUCAUAAUUAUUAUCAGACCUCACCGUUCCAUAAUAUCUCCAAAAACCGGAGGCGCCACUCGCGGAAGACGGAGCCGGAGAGCGAGGAGUCGGAGUCGGACCAGGACCAGCUGACCUCCAGCCGCACCGAGUCCUCCAACCAGCACGAGGGCAAGAUCAAGCACAGCAUCAUCUACCAUGGAGCACAGUCCAGCACCUCCUCCGAUCUGUCACCAAUGUCCGAACAGAAAUCAUUGCCCCGCCGCGGUCGCUCCAGGGCCGGCAUCCUGCGCACGCUGCAUCCUCUCCAGCUGCAGGCCGAGUGCACCACCGGCGCCUUCCAUCGCACCGAGGAUGGUGGACUGGGCGAACGGAUCGAGCUGGCCGAGGUGGAGGUCGAUGUGGACACGAUUAAGAAGCUGAAGCUGGGUCAGAGGUCAUCGCUCUGGUCCCGACCCUCCUCCACCACCUCCCAGCUGCAGCAGGAGCACCAGCAGCAGCAACAGCAGCAGCAACAACGUCAGCAGCAGCAACAUCACCCGCAACAGCAGCAACAGGCACCACAGCAACCACACAAACGAGCGCAUUCAAAGUCACCGCAGCCACAACAACAACAGCCACUGCAACAGCAACGCCAACAACAACAUUCACCCGCUCCUGGCCAGAAAUUGCUUAGCGAGAAAUCGGAUUAUUCGAUAUCCGUCUGAGACAUUGGUAAGAUCUGAUCGCAAGAUCAGCAGAUAGGAUGAGGCCAGGCCCCCCGAUAGCCAGAAUUAUUGAGGAAUCAGCAGUUGGGCCCUUUUUGUACAUUUUUGUAAUGCAUUUGUUACCUUACCUUACCACUGCGCCCCCAGUUCGAUCACCCCUCCAACCUUUCGGCAGAGCCCUCAACCCAGUAAAUCAAAUCCUGCCCCCCACUGAACAAAAUUAAUUACACUCAGUAACAACUUUCGGACAAUCAGUAUCAAAAUUCUGCACCAACCAUCCAAAAACCAAGCAUACCGAAUCAAGACACUUCCCAUUAUAAACUCCUGCCCGUAUUUAUAGAGGUCAUACUAUAUCUAAGUAUUAAACGAUUGUGCAUGCUAUAUACCCACGUAUACAUAUGUGAAUGAAUAUGGCAUGUGUCCAGACAGAACCCAGGUCAGUUGUCGAACUUCCAAAAAUGUUGUAUGUAUAUAUACUAACGUAGUCUCUUAAGUAUCCAUAACGACUAUUGCGUAUAUCACUCGAAACUGUAACUCAAACUACUAACUGCAAUACUAUCGCAUACUAUCGUAUCGUAUCGAAUCGAAACUCGAACUCGAACUCGAAACUGUUUUUCAUCGUAUGUAGGAAAGGGUAAUCUUCUAAGAGUGGGUGUAUCCAAUUAUUAAUGAGUAAUGAGUAAUGAGUGUUUGGCCAAUAGCUACUCCUAAAGUAGUUCUAUAAGUUUCGGUUUUAUAGUGCACCCGAGCGAUGAAACGAGGAAUUUAAUCUUGAAAUUUGAACUAAACCAAAAACUCAGAUAUAUGCUGUGUACAAAUUUAUAUGAAUGUAUAUUUAUACGUGUCCGUGUGCGUGUCUACGUUAUGAGACUGUCGUGUGCUCAUGUAUAUAGGAUAUAUACCGAUACAUACGAUCGAAGAAUACUCAUCUAGUUGUUAGCGAAUCGAAAAUCGAACACAGAAAAACCAAAACCACGUACAUUUAGAGUAUUGAGUAUGUUUUGUAAAUAAUCAAAAGUAAACCCUCAAAGGACUGACAUCAUGACUCCGCUGAGAAAACUGAAACACAGAAACCAAUUAAAGCCACAAUGAAAAUGUUAACUAAAUGUGUUCGAUAUAGCCGAUGUACACACACACACUCGAAUAUGUCGCCAGCUGAAUUUGAAUUCAAAGCAGUAUUCAUAGAUCGCAGUAACCACACAUUAGUGUUUCCAUUACAAUAAACUGUCAUUCGUCGAGUUGUAGAUAAAUGUUUUUAAAAACGAAAUAAAUAAAGGAAAGAGAAUGAAAAUAAGAAUGAAAAUGAGAUAGAGCCUGUAGGAGAAUCAAAUACAAGUCGUAAUCAAAUUUCGAAUUAUUACAAACACUCAAUCAAGCAGCAACAAGAAACGAAAGCCAAGUUAGGAGCAGACAAACAAACUACAAAUUAAUAUAACUCUUAGUUCGUAUCGAAUAAUCCAAAUAAUACGAGUACAUAGCUGUAUUUUAACUAGCCUACGAAAGCAUAAGGAAACCCAUUAAACAGUCAAAUAAAAUCGAGGAGGAUCAAAGGAUCGAACCCAUUUCGGAAACCAUGUGCCAAAAUUUGUUUUUAGACAAAGCUCUCUUAAAUUACGAUUAUACAAUAAAUAAUGCAAGCCAUGAAAAGCGAGUAAAUAGCAGCCAUGAAAUAUGAACAUACAAAUUAAAGACACAGAAUCCACAAAAUAAAGUCGCAGAUUAAGCUGUUCACUUGGGGCAAUUUAUUGGGCCCUAGCUCCAGAAUAAUUUGUUUGUGUCUCAUUUCAAAUAAAACGCAAAUUCACGAACCAGCAGCACUCUUUGUUUAUAUAGCGAUUGAGGCAUUAACGCCGCAGCGAUUUUAGUCGGUUUUUAUAUGCAUUUAUUUGUACGAAGCAAUGAAAUGGUUUAUUACAUUCAACAUCGAAUUUUACGAAUUUAUUAAAACAACAGCAAAUUGCGACUGCAAGGGGCAACCUCACAGCAAAGUCUACAAAUCAAAAGAUGAAAUUAACUUAAUAGAUCACAAUCAAAACGAGAAUAAAACCAAUUACUUAUACGAGAGGAAAAAACAAUUUUUAUGUUUAACAUAUAAUUAGCACAACAACUACAAAAUAAAAACUAUUAAUGUAAAAACAAACGGCAUUUAAAAAAUAUAAGAAAUAUUUAAAA